AUGGCGAAGGCGUGCGUGCGCAUAGGAGGAUUCGUGCGGCGCGCUGGGUUGAAGGACGUCAAGGCGUUCGUCGAGGGGAAGAACGGCGCCGUCAACGUGCACGGCGAAGAGCAAGCGGCGCUGGACGACGCCGCGCACGAAGUGUGCGUGAAAGAAUUAAUACAGGGAGGGCGAUGCGCGUGGAUCGCGAGCGAGGAGAGCGAAGAUAUCGUCACCGCGAACGUCGACGGACGAAUCGCCGUCGUUUUCGAUCCUUUGGAUGGAAGCUCGAACAUCGAGUGCGGCGUCGGCGUCGGGACGAUUUUCGGGCUCGUCGACGUCGGCGCGGAAUCAUCGCCGGAGCACGUGUACGCGCGUCCCGGACGAGACAUGUCUACCGUCGGUUACGUUUUGUACGGCGCGUCGAUGGUGCUCGUUUUGAGCUUCAUGUCGGAGGACGCUCACGGCGGCGUGUGCGCGUUUACGUACGACGCCGAUCGCGACGCGUUCGUGCUGACGAAGCGCGAUAUUCGGAUUCCCGAGAGCGGCAACGUGUACAGCGUGAACCAGGCGAACUAUAAAAAGUGGGACGACGCCACGCGAGCGUACAUUGAUGAGUGCGCGAGCUCAAAAUCUCUUCGCUACAUCGGUUCCAUGGUCGCAGACGUGCACCGCACGUUGCUCUACGGCGGCACGUUUCAUUACCCGGCGUGUUCGUCAAACGCUCAAGGAAAGCUUCGCGCCGUGUACGAAUGCUUUCCCAUGGCUGCCAUAAUAGAGCGCGCGGGUGGUCUGGCUAUAUCUGGCGCCAACGAUAGCGUGUUGAGUUUCGUUCCGUCCACCGCGCACUCGCGAAUGCCCUUCCACUGCGGCAGCGCCCGAGACAUCGAGCGUCUGGAUGAAAUCCUCUCGAGCGAAGUCCGGGCGGGGAAGAAAGGACGCGUCUCCUCGCCGUCACCGCGAUGA
Messenger RNA from Ostreococcus lucimarinus CCE9901, 945 nucleotides. RefSeq lists its product with no specific name. The record is from RefSeq and is a predicted model, not a curated record. The transcript has a single exon. NCBI's taxonomy places the organism in Eukaryota, Viridiplantae, Chlorophyta, Mamiellophyceae, Mamiellales, Bathycoccaceae. Bases 1 to 945 code for a protein of 314 amino acids. Gene Ontology annotation, biological process: fructose metabolic process; sucrose biosynthetic process; fructose 1,6-bisphosphate metabolic process. Gene Ontology annotation, molecular function: fructose 1,6-bisphosphate 1-phosphatase activity. Gene Ontology annotation, cellular component: cytoplasm.